Molecule: messenger RNA, 2731 nt
Organism: Penaeus indicus
Lineage: Eukaryota; Metazoa; Arthropoda; Malacostraca; Decapoda; Penaeidae
Product: exonuclease 3'-5' domain-containing protein 2-like
Exons: 7
Coding region: 1-2055 (684 amino acids)
Biological process (GO): nucleobase-containing compound metabolic process
Cellular component (GO): cytoplasm; nucleus
Molecular function (GO): nucleic acid binding; 3'-5' exonuclease activity
Source: RefSeq, a predicted model, not a curated record
AUGGAUUGGUCCUUGCCACAUGCCACACAGAUAUUGUGUGCCCUGAAGAUAGAACCUAAGCCAUACUUCCCUCUCCACUGGGUCGGCCGAGGGCUAGAAGGUCAGCCUCACCACCAGGGAUUCAGAGGCCACAACCCCAAGUGCAACACAAUUGCCAAAGCCAAAACAUUUCACACUAUGAUUGUGUACAAUGCAUACUAUACACAAAGAUUAAAAUACAACAAACCUUGCAGAGAAGCAAGGUUGAAAGGAGCCAUAGGGUUUGACUGCGAGUGGGUUCAGGUGAGGGGGAAGCGACGGCCCGUGGCACUUCUGCAACUGGCAUCAUGCUCAGGAACAUGUGUGUUGGUCCGUCUGUUGCAGAUGAAGACCAGUAUACCACAGACACUUAAGGAGUUCUUAGCAGAUGAAACAAUUCUAAAAGUUGGAGUUGGUCCCAUGGAAGACAGUAAUUAUCUUGCUGCAGAUUACAACAUACAGGUCAAAGGUUGUGUUGAUCUGCGGCACCUAGUCCUCAUGAGCCACACUUUGUCCCCGGAGCCAAAGUCAAAGUUGAAACCAAAGGGCAUGGGACUGAAUGCACUCUCACAAUAUUACCUCGAGCAAACCUUAGACAAAGACUGGAGGGUGCGAGCCAGUGACUGGGAGGCUGAGGAGCUCACACAGAGACAGAAGAACUAUGCUGCAGAGGAUGCCCUGGUGGGUAUACACAUCUUGAUAGCGCUGCUGCAAAAGCUUUGGACACUUCGUUCGUCUAUCAUCCCCUUCUUACCUUCGUUGCAUUGGCACAGGCACUUGUCCUCGUCAGUUCAACAGAUUUGCUUCCCUUUUGUUGAUCGAAAGUUUUCCAUGAACAAAAGUGAACAAAAUGGAGGAUCAAACGAAAGUGGACAGACUGCUUCUUGUGCGAAACUGAAAUCAGCCUACCAACCACAUGUGGCGCGCAGGACCCCACUCUAUUACUACAGCCAGAUGAGAGCUCCUGACAAUGAGUUGCUCUGUGUGUGUGACCCAAGGAAAGCUCUCUGGUAUGUGGAAAAGGGCAAAGCAGAAGUUGUGAGUGAAGAUCCUCUUGUUAUUCGACUGAACUUUGAACCUUCUGGACGACCCUUAGCUGACAGGGAUGAUAGUAGGUUCUACCUUCAAGAACGUUUGAAUGUCUGUGUAGUAUGUGGGAAGGGUGAAAUAUACAUCAGAAAGAACAUUGUUCCCCUUGAAUAUCGCAAACAUUUCCCAGACAUACUGAAAAACCACCAGAGUCAUGAUGUUGUGUUGCUUUGUUUGGACUGCCACAAGAAAAGCAACUUGGAGGAUAAAGUGUUUCGUUACACUCUGGCAAAGGAGUUUGAUGCCCCUGUUGGCAAUGAACAUAGCAAGAAAACCAGUGUGGACAGACAUCAAAUUACUGUGAAAAAUGCUGCUAAAGCUCUGGUUUGCAAUAGGGCAAACAUCCCUGAGAAACGGGUGCUGGAAUUAGAGAAUAUACUUAAGAGUUACUUGGAGACUGAUUUCAUAAGUGAAACACAGCUCAGAGAGAUGGCUGAGACAGACACCAAAUUCAGGAAUAAGGCUUCUCAAUCCCAUGGCCACAAAGUGUAUGAAGCUUAUGAAAAAGUUGGGCUGAUAAAGUUAAUUCAGAGAUGGCGGAAGCAUUUUCUCUCAUCAAUGAAACCACAACACAUGCCUAUUGGCUGGUCAGUUACACACAACAUUUGUGCUCUGAAAGUGAAGAUGAGCCAGCACCCAAAAGGUCAUCCUGAAAGGCUAAAGUACAAGGUUGCUCUUGUGGGCACAGAAGGCACAAUUGAUAUCCCCUACAUGCCUGAUAUAAGCAUAGAGGAAUCUGCUGAAUCAGAAAGUAAAGAGAUGACUCCAGAAAGUUUAUCAGAGGCACUAAACCUCCCAACUGAUUUAAAAGCAGCUGAAUCAAAUGCAAUUUCAGAGGGUUGUAGGAAUAUAGAUUAUUCUCAUGCUUCUGGAUGCCUCUCAGCAGCUGAUAGAAAGGUUGCUUUAGAACAAAAUUAUGAGUCUGAAAGCCAGUUUACUGUUGGAUAAUUGGGGGAGUUUACCCUAAAUCACUCAGAUGAGUGACUUGGAAACCUGUGUUACAGUAUGAUGCUUAGACCUCAAUGGGUCUGAAGCUAAUCAUAAUACAUCCUUAGGAGAGAAUAGAACAAAUAUGAGCAUCUAUCAUGAUUCAAAAACAAAGAAAAUACACACAACAAACAUUCUGUUGUAGCGAUGAACUUGUUCAAAAGGAAGUUCUCCUCCAUGAGAAUGAGUGAAUAAACUGAAUAAUCUAAAUAAACUAAAUUGAUCUCUUAUAGUGGUAUAUAGGGAUGGACUUUGUAAUUAAUUUGGAAUGAUGAAAUGUUGAAGAUAUUUUAAGUAGCAUAAUCAAAUUUGUAGAUAAGAUGAGUAUAUGAGACUCCUGAAUUUAUUUAUUUAUUCUUAAAAAAUGUGUUAGUGUGGUUAUAUAAAAAUGGAUUUGUACCAAAUAUAAUAUUUUUGCACUUUGUGUAUUGAAUGAUAUGCAUGCAAAGAAAUUCACUCAUGAUGUAAUCUAAAUUACAUAUGAUUAUAAUAACAUUUGCUUGUAGUUACACCAUUAUAUAUUUAUCUGAUUUUGUAAUUUUGAAUGAUAAAGUUUAUAUAUUAAAAGAACUAAUAUUUAGUCAGAAUCACUGAAAAAUUAUGAUUCCAUAUUUUGAAUAAAAUAUUAAAACUUUAA